AUGCCGGAUAUCUCUGGCCACUGGAAGCUGGCUGACUUUGUCCCCAAGCUCCAAGAUGUCGAUGACUGGGUGGCCUGGAAUUGUGCGUUUAUCAUGGGCAUCACAGCCAUCGAUCCUCGGUUCAAAGAAAUUAUCGAUGGGAAACUUACGGCCCCGCAUAAUCAUCCCGAUGAAUGCUCGAGUGUCGGGUUUUUAUCUAUCGAUGAAUCUGGGUCGCCUUACGACACCACGGAAAAAGAAACCGCAUUCUCCCAUGCUGCUCUCUUAGAGGACACUCGCGCCUUUGCCCAACUGAGCGCUAUGGGCAGUGUCCUGCUCAGAAUGACACUCGGACCGGUUCCCGCCCAGCUCAUCUCCGAAACGACUGACCUGAAGGCGGCCUAUCAAGCGUUGUCUCGCGAAUUUGGUAGAUACGAUGGCAUUUGCAAUGAUGAGUGCUGUAGUGACAUGUUCCAUUGGAUGAGAAUUAAAUUUCAGAACUAUGACGAUCCAUGUCAGUUUAUUCGUGUGUGGAAAGCCGCCCUAGAUGGCCUUCUAGUCGACCAUGAUAUCGAACUUGAUACAAUUUUUGAUUUGUUCCUCAAGGGCAUCCGGGAUCAUGAUGGAGUCGAAGACUUCCUUCGCUCUCUGCAGUUUGAUCAUUCCUCGAUGGAAAUGGUCUACCGGCAAUUCAUGCAGCAUGUUCCUUUCAGUGAAAUCUGA
Penicillium pulvis is the source of this 702-nucleotide messenger RNA. RefSeq lists its product as uncharacterized. Bases 1 to 702 code for a protein of 233 amino acids. NCBI's taxonomy places the organism in Eukaryota, Fungi, Ascomycota, Eurotiomycetes, Eurotiales, Aspergillaceae. The transcript has a single exon. The record is from RefSeq and is a predicted model, not a curated record.